Molecule: messenger RNA, 956 nt
Organism: Acanthaster planci (crown-of-thorns starfish)
Lineage: Eukaryota; Metazoa; Echinodermata; Asteroidea; Valvatida; Acanthasteridae
Product: E3 ubiquitin-protein ligase RNF126-A-like
Biological process (GO): protein ubiquitination
Cellular component (GO): cytoplasm
Molecular function (GO): ubiquitin protein ligase activity
Source: RefSeq, a predicted model, not a curated record
AGCAGGCCCAAUUUUUUUUUCAGUCAUGUACUGUAUACGCUUCCGUACAUCCUGGUACGGUGGUGCGUUACGUGCUGUUCUACGUAUUUGCAUACCUCAGUGAAAACAGCAUUGCAGUAAUUCAGGCUUAUAUAUGUACAUCAAAUAUGGCGGAAGCCGUUGUAGAUUCUAGACCGACUUCUGCGAAGUAUUUUUGCCACAAAUGCUCGACAGAAAUCGCCCCAGAACUGCCUGAUUUCACAUGCCCUAACUGCCAUGGAGGAUUCAUAGAAGAAGUAGGAGAAGGUGCAGAUCAAGAAAGAACAUCAGACUCCAGCGAUGAUCUAGGGGCCGAGGGGAAUGACAUAUUUGAUUCUGGGCUCGCUUUCACUUCACUAUGGCAUCACUUGGGUGUCCCAGAUCUUUCAAGAUCACAGUCUGGAUCCAAUCAAGCAAGCAGCAGCAACCGCAGUGGCAACAGCAGCAACAGCAGCAGCAUUGGUGGCAGUAACAGUAACCCAGCCACCAGCGGCAACAAUCCCCGGGGCAACAGCACCACGAUAAGCCUCGGGGGCAGCAAUAGCCCCAUCCGGUUACAUCACUUAGGGCCCACUAGGGGCCCGUCGAGGUUCACCCUGCAGCGCAUGGGACUUAGAGACAACAGAGCAGACCCGGCAGCUGACAUGAUCACAAUUCUGCAACAUUUACUAGGACUUGGCAACCCUUUGUCACAAGCACCCGGAGGGUUCAUCUUUCCAGUUCACAUGCUAAAUCUUCAUGGCAACCCGCGAGACUAUGCAUGGGGAGAAGGCGGCUUAGAUGCCAUCAUUACCCAGUUACUAAAUAAUGUUGAAGGGCAGGGCCCAUCACCUGCAACCCAAGAGGACAUCGCCAAGCUGGAGACAACUAAAAUCAGCAAUGAGCAUACAGGUGAGGUCUUCAUCAUCUUAGAAAUUUUUUAUCUGAACCCCUACUAA